GCUGGGGGUGCCCGGAAAGCAAAUGUGGAGGCUGACGCCUGUUCCUUCAGGCUAGGUUCAGCUCAGUUUUUCCCAUCUAGGUCCUUGCACCUCUCGCCCGGAGUCUCCCGCUGGAGCCCGCCUGCGGGUGGCACGGCUGAGAUGGAGAGUCCGAGCCUGGGGGACGGCGAAGCUGCCCCUGCAGCCUCCUGUGGCGAGCGCCUAGUCUCCGAGCAGCCUUGCGAUCUUUCCAGGGAUGAGGUUGCCACGGGAUGGGAGAGAGUGGGAGAAGAUGGGAUCGAGGAGGCGAUGUGUGGAAGCAGUGAGGGUAACCCUCUGCUCCCAGAUCCCACUGCUGCUGCUGAGCUGGGUGGCACUGCAGCUACAGAAUGUCCUCGGUCUGUCCCUGGUGGAUGGGAACGAGUCGUGAAGCAAAGGUUAUCCGGGAAGACAGCAGGAAAACUUGAUGUGUAUUUUAUCAGCCCCCAGGGACGAAAGUUCAGAUCCAAAAGGUCAAUUACCAAUUAUCUUCACCAAAGUGGAGAGACUUCCCUUAAGCCAGAAGAUUUUGACUUUACGCUACAUCCCACAAGGGGUACCAAGUCAAGGAAGAAAGAUAGCAGCUUGGCUGCGGUAAUAUCUCGACCACAAAACAACAGUAACAUUUCAACCUGGAACGUCAGGACGCGACAAAGGUGGGGCAAGGAUGUGUGUCCGCAGCCGAGUCGUUGUUCUGAGUCGUCAGAGAGUGGAGGACUCUCUGAGCUUACCUCUGCUCAGUGGCUUGCCCAAGAAAAUGGGCGUGUUCCUGGUACUGACUGUGGAAAAGAGAGAGAGCCCGAAGGAGAGAUGGCUGUGUUAAAAGGAAUUCAAACUAAGAAAACUAAAAGAGGGCGCAAGAAAAACCUUCCAGAUUGUGCCUCAAGUGAUAGGAAAAGGAACUGUACAUCUAAUGGGGCAGAUGCUGAAACAGAGCCUGAUCCACGAAGAAGUCAGCGUGGCACAACUCCACGGGUUUCUGAUGGCAGAGCAAGCAGCGAGCCCCCUGGGGUGACCAGCGCGGAAAAGAGCCUUGUCAAAGAGAAGCCGAAUUCAGGGUCAAGUCUUCACGGAUUAUGUGCAGCCAGAGCUGCAGGGCACAGCGAGAAGCAAGAGGCGGCCUCUUCAGAACUAGAGGAGAAAGGAGAAGCUGGGGAAAGCAAGGAACAUUUGCAUAUUGACGCUUUAAAAUGCGGCUCUGAAGUGGACAGCAGCUGCUCGCAAACCGAAAAAGACUUCACUUCUGAAAAAAUAUUUCAAGAAGACACCAUCCCACGCACACAAAUCGAAAGAAGAAAAACAAGCUUGUAUUUUUCCAGCAAGUAUAACAAUGCAGGUCUUAGCCCCCCACGACGAAAAGCCUUUAAAAAGUGGACACCUCCACGGUCACCUUUUAACCUCGUCCAGGAAACACUUUUUCACGACCCAUGGAAGCUUCUCAUCGCAACCAUAUUUCUCAAUCGGACCUCAGGCAGAAUGGCCAUACCUGUGCUCUGGGAAUUUCUGGAGAAGUACCCUUCAGCCGAGGCAGCCAGAGCCGCAGACUGGAGAGACGUGUCCGAGCUCCUCAAGCCUCUUGGUCUCUAUGAUCUCCGAGCAAAAACCAUCAUCAAGUUUUCAGAUGAGUACCUGACAAAGCAGUGGAAGUAUCCAAUUGAGCUUUAUGGGAUCGGUAAAUACGGCAAUGACUCCUACCGAAUUUUUUGCAUCAACGAGUGGAAGCAGGUGCACCCUGAAGAUCACAAGUUAAAUAAAUAUCAUGACUGGCUCUGGGAAAACCAUGAAAAAUUAAGUCUGUCUUGAAGCUUUCAAACUUGCCUUUUAUGCAUUGCUUUGCACUUUAGUUCCUAAUAGCUCCAGUAGCACACCCAGCCACUUUUUUCAGAGAUGUAGAUUUUAAUAAACCCAACUAGAAACCUA
This is a messenger RNA of Ochotona curzoniae (black-lipped pika), 1938 nucleotides long. RefSeq names its product methyl-CpG binding domain 4, DNA glycosylase (gene MBD4). Bases 142 to 1821 code for a protein of 559 amino acids. Gene Ontology annotation, cellular component: nucleus. The record is from RefSeq and is a predicted model, not a curated record. Gene Ontology annotation, molecular function: DNA binding; pyrimidine-specific mismatch base pair DNA N-glycosylase activity. Lineage: Eukaryota; Metazoa; Chordata; Mammalia; Lagomorpha; Ochotonidae. Gene Ontology annotation, biological process: base-excision repair. The transcript has 8 exons.